This is a messenger RNA of Periconia digitata, 1052 nucleotides long. The record is from the annotation of a GenBank genome assembly. NCBI's taxonomy places the organism in Eukaryota, Fungi, Ascomycota, Dothideomycetes, Pleosporales, Periconiaceae.
AACCAUCUCAGCACACCAUGCACAGCAUUAAUUUCAUCCUUGCGUCUCUCGCCAUCAACGCGGUCCAUGGCGUACGCCUCCUGGGGAGAGUGGAUCCACGGACAAGAGAGCUGUCAUGGCCAGGGACUGGGAUUUCCUUCAUAUUCACGGGAUCUUCUGCCACCAUCGAUGUCGACAGGAUCUCUGGGUCCAACUCGGUCGAAUUGACAGUGGAUGGAGUGGCGAGCGUGAUGGCAAACGUAAAUGGAACGCCAAUCUCGACACCCCCUGGACUUGGCAAUGGAACACACCAUGUCGUCUUGCGAAAGCGAUCGGAAGCUCUGUUCGGCAGCAUAUUCCUGGGAAACGUCACGACCGAUGGCACGUUUGAGAAAGAUGGCGAGGUUUCGCGCAGGAUUGAGUUCGUUGGAGAUUCCAUAACAGUCGGAUAUGGCCUGGAUGGGGUGAAUCCUUGCACAAACAACGCCUCGGUGGAGAACAACCCCAAAACGUUUGGCGCACUUGCUGCCAGUGCUUUGCAGGCCGACUACAGUAUGAUUGCUUGGAGCGGAAUUGGAGUUUCCAGGAAUUAUCCCUCAACCAGUCCGGAUCCCAGCCCUGUGAUGCCCGUCAGAUGGACGCGGUAUAAUCCCAAUGACGCAGAUGACAGCUACCCAUUCCCUGAGGCUUCCAUCCCGGAUGUGGUUGUCAUCAAUCUGGGCACAAAUGACUUUGCAUAUGUCGGCGUGCGGGAGCCCUUGAACGUCCAGACGUACAUAUCUGCCAUGGUUGCAUUCGUCCGUGACAUGGAGAAACGAUAUCCGGCGGCCACCUUCUUCUUGAUGACGUCGCCCUCGAUUGGAGAUGAAUACCCACCGGGCGACGGCACAAAGACGGCGCAGAGAAAAGCGCUUCGGUCGGUCAUGGAAGCAUUGAACGGCACAAAGACGGAUUUUGUGGACUGGCCGACACAGGGCUCGGAUGUUGGCUGCGAUUAUCAUCCCAAUGCCGCGACCCAUGCCAUAGGCGCGAGCAUACUAUCUUCAGCGAUUGCGGGGAAAAUGGGCUGGUGA